CCACUGGCAUAGCAUUCAGUACAGCAAUUCAUUUUUCAAUUCAACGAGUCUCCAACUCCGUCAGUUCCGUCACGAGAAAAUGGAUCUCCCUCUCUCUCAAACCCGUCGGCCGCCCAGCUCGCCGUCGUCACCGCCAAUCCUCCCCGACGAAAUCAUGGCGGAAGUCCUCUCCUUCCUUCCUGUCAAAUCUCUCAUUCAAAUGAAAUGUGUUAGUAAGUUCUUCAACUCCCUCAUUUCCGAUCCCACCUUUAUCAAAAUUCAUCUCCGUCGAUCCGCUCGAAACCCUCAACUCACACUCGUCUCUGGAAAUUCCGUAGCAGAUUUCCGUUUCGUCACUCUCCCUAUAAACAGUUUUCUCGACAAUCCUCUGAUCACCAUUCCGGAGAAGCCUUUCCAUCAGUUGUUGGAUACUGUCCAUUACUGGUUGGUUGGUUCUUGUAACGGAUUGCUCUGUUUUGCUCAUUAUGAUAGUUUCACUAAUAGUUAUAGAGAUUGCUGGCUCAAUUUCUAUAAUCCAGCUACAAAUGCUUUAUCUAAGAAAUUAGGCCAUUUUAAGGAUUAUUGCAAGCAUCGUUAUUUCUUCUCUAGAUAUGCAUUUGGUUAUGAUAAUUUAACUGAUAAUUAUAAAGUAGUCGCUUUACGAGUGGUUGGUGGUGACGAAGAAAUUGGUGACACUGAAACUCAAUUGAGAACACAGGUGAGAGUUUUUAGUGUGGCUGAUAAUGUUUGGAGAGAUAUUCAAGAUUUUCCGGUUGGUCCUCUCCGGUUAACUCUUCCAAGUGAGAACCAUGGUGUUUAUUUAAAUGGUAGUCUUAAUUGGCUGGCGCUGCGUAAUUGUUACUCUGCGGAUAGGUUUUAUCAUAGUUAUGAUAUUACUCUUGAUCAAUUUGUGAUCAUUUCACUUGAUUUGGGUGCUGAGAGACAUGUGCAGUUAAUGCCGCCUCGCGGUUUGGAUGAAGUGCCGCUUAUUGAGCCGACUAUUUCUAUGUUAAUGGAGUCUCUUUGUUUUUGUUAUGAUUUCAAACAAACUUGUUUGGUUAUAUGGCAGAUGAAGGAAUUUGGGGUUGGAGAGUCUUGGACUCAACUCUAUAGAAUUAAAUAUCAAAAUCUUCAACACACUGGAUGCUGGUUGCCUUUGCACAUUUAUGAGAAUAAGAAUACUUUGGUAUUGGCAAACAAGCGAGGCCUGCUAGCUAUAUAUGAUUGGGAAAAUAAUAGAGUAGAGAUAGUUACCAAUAAACCGAGAUGGGCCUUUUGCAAGGAUUAUGUUGAAAGUUUGGUUUCAGUUCGAUGAAAAUCAACAACCCCAAAUUCAAGCACAUCUGGUGCUAUAGUAUUGAUAGAACAUGGUGGAGUGCUUGGAAGAAAAAGGAUGAUGCUUAAUGGAACAAUGGAUAAUUUCAUCAGGGACAUCAGCAAUAACUAGAGUGGUAAUUGGAAGGCUUUGGGGGCUACAACUUAUCACUUGCUUUGGUAUUGGAGGAGCCAAAGAAUGUAUGUGGAUGAUUGUGUCAUGCCGCAUAACUUAGCAAAAGAUAUUGAGGAUAAGGUGCAGUAUUACUUUAGGAGCUUAGAGCUGAACAACAAGAUUGCAGCAAGGAAGAAAGAGGUGAAGCAAGUUCAUUGGAGUCCUGUUAGUGGUGACUGGACAACUCUCAACUCGGAUGGGUCAGUAAAUCAUGCUGGCUUGGCAAGCUGUGGAGGCUUAAUGAGGAGCAGUGAUGACACUUGGAUUCAGGGAUUCACUAAGACACUUGGGAGCAGGUACGAAUUUACUUCAGCUUAUCAUAAGGGAGCUUCAAAAAGUGUUGGAGUUUUGCAUUUUUCAUGUGUAUCGAGAGGCGAAUUGCAGUGCCAACUCUUCCUAAAAUGGGAAGUAGUAAUAGAAUUGGUUCAGCUUAUUUUGAUAAUUGCCCUCAAGAUGUUGUGGUGCAUUAUGUAGCGGAUAAAAUUGGGAGUUCCUCUAUGAGAACUGUGUAACUCUCUUCUUUUUCGGGCUCCGGCCCUCAUCAAUCACAAAUAAAAAAAGUUGCAAUAUACUAAACUUACUGUUUAGAUGAUUAUUGGUAAUUAUGUGAAAAGGCUUGUUUUGUUUUUA
Molecule: messenger RNA, 2098 nt
Organism: Vicia villosa (hairy vetch)
Lineage: Eukaryota; Viridiplantae; Streptophyta; Magnoliopsida; Fabales; Fabaceae
Product: F-box/kelch-repeat protein At3g23880-like
Exons: 2
Coding region: 80-1294 (404 amino acids)
Molecular function (GO): protein binding
Source: RefSeq, a predicted model, not a curated record